AUGCCGAAUUCAAUGCUCCCCCGCGAGGCGUGGGACAGUCAUCUCCAUUGCCUGGACCCACAGCGUUUCCCGUUCAAGCCAACGCGCGCCUACACCCCUCCACCGGCCACGCUCGAGAGGAUGGUACGGCACCGACAGACCAACAAGCUGAUGCUCGUGCAGGCCUCCAUCGAGGAUGGCUAUGAAGGGUUUCUGGCUCACCUCACCGAGUGUCGGAGGUUGUACCCAUCGAUCACCAUCCGGGGCACCAUCUGCUGCGAUCCGGAGCUGGACCGGUUGACCAAGGAGGAGUUCGAGCAAUGGCACGAGGCUGGGGCGCGCUGCAUUCGCAUCCACGGAGUCUAUGGACAAUUCAGGGACCAGCCAGAGCUCGUGCGGAGCCAACUCCGAGCAUUGGCUGGGUCCUACGGGGUGCGUGUGCUGGGGUGGUCCAUUUCGGCUCAGCUUCCAUUACCAGUGUGGGCCUCUCUGAGACCUUUCCUCAUAGAAGAUAAGAGCAUGCAGGAUACCAUCCUCAUCGCGGAUCAUAAUGGCUGUGCGGGGCCAGAUGACAUAGACACGUCGGAUUUCCGUGCUUUCAUGGACCUGCUAGGAUCGGGAAGGUUGUACGUGAAGAUCGGGGCUUUGUACCGUCGCAGUCCGGACGACUUCCUGCGAAUGGAGCCAGUCAUUAGGGCAAUGGCUGAGCGGACACCUGAUCGUAUAGUCUGGGGAAGCGAUUGGCCACAUGUGGUCACAGAUGGUGGGAAGUUGCAGGGAGGGGAUGUAGAUGCUGAGCUGGCCGCGUUACGGGGAUGGCUGUCAGAGGAGGCGUGGCGUCUGAUGCUUGUUGAUAAUCCACAGUCAGUCCUUUCCCCAAACUUCCCCGGAUUCCUCUCCCCACCAGGUGUCUCGGAGCUGAAGGUCCUGAUAAAUACCCCAGGCCGGUCUGAGAACGAAGCGACUGUUGUUCCUGCAUUUGUGCCCUAUAGAGCUUUGCCUGAACCCCCGGUGUCCGACGGAGGUUCCGGGGUGAUGGCCACCUACCGGGGCUACGAUCCAGAGUUCGCGCGCAAGACAGAGGGCGAGCUGCUGAAGAAGAUCGAUCGUCGGAUCCUACCUUUGGUCGUGCUCAUCUACCUGUUCAACUACCUGGAUCGAAACUCCAUCACGCAAGCUCGAGUCUAUGGGCUGCAAGAAGACACCCACCUGAAGGGAGCGGAGUAUCAGACCGUCAUCUCCAUCUUUUCAGUGGGGUACAUCCUGAUGCAAGUCCCCUCUACCAUGCUCAUGACCAAGCUUCGACCCUCCAUCUACCUGCCUUCAUGCAUGAUCAUCUGGGCCAUCGUGAGCGGAUGCACGGCAGCGACCCACAACGUCGGCAGUAUCAUGGCGGUCCGGUUUCUACUCGGCUUUGUCGAAGCCCCCUUCUUCCCCGGCGCCAUCUACUUCCUCAGCUGUUGGUACACAAAGAAGGAACUGGGAGUGCGAACCGCAUUGCUCGUGUCGGGCAUCCUGCUGUCCAACGCUUUUGCGGGACUGAUUUCCGCCGGAAUCCUGACCGGAAUGAACCACACCACGCGUCUCGCAUCCUGGAGAUGGCUGUUCAUCAUCGAGGGGCUUGCCACCGUUGUUGUAGCCCUCGUAGCCAUGGCCUUCCUGCCCGACUUCCCCGCCACGACCAAAUGGCUGACUGAAGCCGAACGGAUCGUGGCGCAGGCGCGUCUCGCCGAGGACGCCGGCUCGGAGAACGCGCUGGAAGAUGAGAAAGUGCCCCUGCCCCGGGCAUUGAUCUGGGCCGCCAAGGACGUGCGCACCUGGAUCUUUGCCUGCAUGCAAAUGGCCACGACGGCCACCAUCUCCUUCUCCCACUUCUUCCCCACACUGAUCAAAGAGAUCGGGUUCUCCAACAACACAGUCGUGCUCCUGCUCACAUCCCCACCCUACGUCGUGGGCUUCUUCUGGGCUGUAGGCUGGGGCUGGUGGGCCGAUAAGCGCCAGACUCGCUCCAUUCCCGCGGGCGUGUCGGAGGGGGUGGCUAUUCUUGCGGCCAUUCUGUUGAUUGCGGUACCAGAGUCCCAGCAGUGGGCGCGCUACGCCUUCACCUUUCUGAUCUGCUGCGGAACGUACGGUGUCUAUGCGACCACCUACGCCUGGCUGUCUUCGACCAUCGUGCAGCCCCCGGCCAAACGAGCCGUGGCGAUCGGUAUCGCCAACACCUGCGCCAACGUGGCGUCGCUGUUUGCGAACUACUUCUGGUUGGACCAGUACGAACCCACGUAUCGGGUCUCUUGGGGAUGUAUCCUCGCUUUUGAGUGUCUCGGAAUGGCGUGUAUCCUAACGCUGCGUUUUCUGCUUCGUCGCGCCAACAGAAGGUUCGAGGAGUUGGCAACCACGAUGGAGGUGAACGAUAGUGUUGCCAUGCAGCGAUUGGACCAAGACUCGCGGCGCGCCAUCUUGAAUGGGUUUCGAUAUGUGAUCUAG
Molecule: messenger RNA, 2463 nt
Organism: Aspergillus aculeatinus CBS 121060
Lineage: Eukaryota; Fungi; Ascomycota; Eurotiomycetes; Eurotiales; Aspergillaceae
Product: MFS general substrate transporter
Exons: 4
Coding region: 1-2463 (820 amino acids)
Biological process (GO): transmembrane transport
Cellular component (GO): membrane
Molecular function (GO): hydrolase activity; transmembrane transporter activity
Source: RefSeq, a predicted model, not a curated record